AUGGACAAUGUAGCAGUGGCAACAACAGCAACAGCAACAGCAGCAACAACAACAACACAUGGGUCUACACAACCUGUAGAACAAAAUAAUAGUAUUAAUGUUAGUAGUGAAAAAGUAGUAGUUACUCGUAGGCCAUGGGGCAGACUUGUUUCGUGUCAUCCCGAUUCGAAAUCACUCGAUCUGAUCGACGAUGAAAUACUCUUUGGUAGGAAUCACAAGAAGUGCAACAUAGUAUUGAUAGAUCCAACCGUUAGUGGUAUUCAUUGCAAAGUUUCAAAAUUAAAUCCACAUCAACAGCAACAACAACAUAAUAAUAAUAAUCAUCAUCAUAAUAAUCAAAAAAUAUUAAAGAAUAGUAGUGAAAAUAUAUGUAAUAACGAUGGUCCACAAACUAUUUGGAUUACGGAUUUCAGUACGAACGGUACCUUUGUAAAAGGCAAUCUGCUUGGCAAAGACAAGACCACCGUUCUACAGAAUGGCGAUAUGCUAUCGUUCACCUCAUCGAAAAUCAACAGUUCACUCUCAUUCAUAUUUCAAGAUCUGUUACUAUCGAAUCAAGAUGCAGACGACGAAGAAAUCAAAAAAUACUAUAUAUUACAUGGUAUUUUAGGAACGGGAAACUUUAGUGUUGUUAAAAAAUGUACAAAGAAAGACACUGGUGAAUGUUAUGCGGUAAAGAUUAUCGAUAAGAAGAAAUACUGGCAUCUAUCGAGUACAAGGAAUCAAACAGAGAGUGAAAUCAACAUUCUCAAACAGAUUAAACAUCCAAAUAUUAUAUCGAUCAUGGAGAUAUUCAACACCGAACGAUAUCUCUAUAUUGUAUUGGAAUUAGCGACUGGUGGUGAACUUUUCGAUAAAAUAAGACAAAAAGGAAAAUUUAGUGAACCAGAAGCAAAAGAUGUUUUUAAACAGAUAUUGAAUGCAGUCUCCUAUUUACAUCAAUUGAAUAUUUCACAUCGUGAUUUGAAACCAGAGAACAUUUUGUUUGGCAAUCACAGUAGCGAUUCACCUAUAAAGAUAACUGACUUUGGUUUAGCAAAGAUCAUUGGUGAGAAAGAGAUCGCUACAACUCUUUGUGGUACUCCAUUAUAUGUUGCACCUGAAAUUAUAAAGAGUUGUUUGAAUACCGAUGAUAAGAAAGAGAAUAUCGGUUACGGAAAGGAGGUGGAUGCUUGGUCGUUGGGUUGCAUUUUGUAUAUACUGUUGUCGGGCAGACCACCGUUCGAUGUUGACAAUGCCGGUGUUGGAUUCAAGCAGAUCAACGAGGGAAACUACUCGUUUGAGUUUGUGGUGUGGCGCACCGUCUCUGAGCAAGCGAAAGAUCUCAUCACCAAGCUUCUCAACGUCGAUCCACACCGCCGUAUCACACCGAAAGAUGCAUUGAAUCACGCGUGGUUCUCUGACGAUCUCUAUAGGAGUGGAACAACUUUAAAUCAAUCACCAAUCAAACAGCAGCAACAACAACCAAUUAUACAUCUUGCCAAUAUUAAAUCACAAAACUCUGCAAUCUCUUUGAAUUUAUCAUUCCCAAAGAGUAGUACACCGUCAACAACAGCAUCGACUACAUCAACAACAUCAACAACAUCAACGACAUCAUCAACAACAUCAACUACAUCACCAACAUUUUCAACACCAUCUAAAUCGAGUAGAUCAUCGUCAUCAUCUUCUUCAUCAUCAUCAUCAUCAUCAACAUCUUCAACAACAAAAGGUAAACUUCAAUUUCAAACACCUACUAAACCAUCCAGUAGUAGGCAAAUGAAACCGAUGUCACCGGUACGAACAAGUUCAACAGCAGCAACACCGAAACGACAGAAAUCACCAUUGAAACCAAGCGAACCAAUCACCAUUAGCGACAAUGAAAAUGAAGAAGACAAAGUAGAAGAUGAAUCAUCAGAGGCUCACGAAGAAUCAAAGAAAAGAAAAGAAUCACAAACAUCACCAUCACCAUCAUCAUCACCAUCGACAACUUCAUCAACAUCAACAUCAACAUCAUCCGCCAGAUCUUCAUCUUCAAAGACCAAUUCAAAAAGCACUUUGAAAAAACUUAAAAGUUAA
Molecule: messenger RNA, 2055 nt
Organism: Heterostelium album PN500
Lineage: Eukaryota; Evosea; Eumycetozoa; Acytosteliales; Acytosteliaceae
Gene: fhkD
Product: CAMK family serine/threonine-protein kinase
Exons: 4
Coding region: 1-2055 (684 amino acids)
Biological process (GO): protein phosphorylation
Molecular function (GO): protein binding; protein kinase activity; ATP binding
Source: RefSeq, a predicted model, not a curated record